CUACAAAGUGAAAAGCCCUUAAUCAGCCUGGGCAUCACCAUCACCUGUAAGACUGUGUGUUUGUGGACAGCGUGGCUUGUAUCGUGAGUCGUAGGGUAAAACCUACAAGCAAAAAUGCCUUCUCCAAUACCCGUGACUCGCCUGCUGCCGAAAGACUUUUAUCCGUCUCUCAGCAUCGGAGUUUGCAGUAGUCCACUGACCAAAUACGCAAAUGCUACGACAUUGAACGUGCCUGCUCAAAGGCUCCACGGGAAGGUGGCGAGCAAGCUGUGGUCGUCGGUGAUUCAUUGGAAAGAGCUGCAGGCGAUGCAGCAGAUAGGCUCCGGAGGGUUCGGUUCGGUGUACAAGGCGACGUACUUCGGGGACACAAUCGCGGUUAAGAAAGUGAAAAAGUGCUCAAAGAAUAAGUUGGCUUCCAGACAAAGCUUUUGGGCAGAACUAAACGCCGCACAUCUUCGGCAUAAAAAUGUGGUGCACGUGAUCGCAGCGACGACGUGUGUCCCCGCCAACUCGGAGAACGAGAACAACAUUGGCACGAUACUGAUGGAGUACGUUGGCAGCCGCAAUCUCCACCACAUCAUCUAUGGCUCUGCAGACGCUCUUGGGAAGGACACUUGUCUCAGGUACUCCGCAGAUAUCGUCCAAGGCCUCCGCUUCUUGCAUUCCCACGGCAUUGUCCAUUUAGACAUCAAACCGGCAAACGUGUUGGUUUCAAACGGGGACAUCUGCAAAAUCGUCGAUUUUGGCAGUUCGAUUCAAGUGGACCGUGCAUGUGAGGCAGGCUCCGUCACGCCCUGUUUGCAAAACGUCGGGGGCACCUAUACCCACCGAGCACCCGAGCUGCUCAAAGGAGAGAGCAUCACCCCAAAAGCGGACAUCUUCUCGUUCGGGAUCACGUUGUGGCAGCUGAUCACCAGGGAGCAGCCAUACCCAGGGGACAGGGAACACGUUUUGUAUGCGGUCGUGGCUUAUAAUCUGCGGCCGCCUUUGGAAGACGAGCCGUUGCUCCGACCGACCCAGGGGGUGCAUGCUCUGAGCUGCCGGACGCUGGUGUGUCGCUGCUGGAGCGGUGAGGCAGCUUCCAGGCCCACGGCCGAGGAGGUCCUGGUGGCUCUGGAGGAGCUGCGGUCCAGACCCUGACUGGCCGGGGUUCUAAUGGCAGGUGCAUUUGUUUCGAUGAAAAUGUUUAUUUUCUAAAAUGGUACUUUCUUUAAUUUUUAGAGUCUUUCCCAACUAUUUCAAUUGUGUCCCCUCGCACCCCCUUUAAAACUAAAAGAGCGCUAUUAACUAGUAUGUUUUUGUUAUCGAGAAAAUAUCAAUUUAUUUUUUAUACAAAUGUCUGUUUUAAUUAUAUUGUUUAAGGAUUUCAUCUGAAUGUUGUAUUGUAUGGAUGAUGUGAUCAUGACUUUUUAAUGUGUUGGGAAUUUAUUAAAUUUUUGUCUUUA
This is a messenger RNA of Gadus morhua (Atlantic cod), 1445 nucleotides long. It is a transcript of the gene mos, whose product is annotated as v-mos Moloney murine sarcoma viral oncogene homolog. Gene Ontology annotation, molecular function: ATP binding; protein serine/threonine kinase activity. The transcript has a single exon. Gene Ontology annotation, biological process: protein phosphorylation. The coding region runs from base 115 to 1140 and encodes 341 amino acids. The record is from RefSeq and is a predicted model, not a curated record. NCBI's taxonomy places the organism in Eukaryota, Metazoa, Chordata, Actinopteri, Gadiformes, Gadidae.